CGCCGCGCCAGAGGCACGCGCACUCAGCAGAUUGGGCUGCGGCGGCGGCAGCUGUGGGGAGCUGAGGCGUUCCGUGUCAAAGGUCCCAGACGUCUGCGGCUCCGUCUCCGCCACCCUCAGCCUCUCACCUCAGUAUCCGUGCCGGGUGUUGAGAACGAAACGGCGCCAGCCUUGGGAAUCCAGAGCACACCGCUUGGCUUCUUCCGACACCGCCCUCCUUCCCUACCCAGCUUGGGCCUCGUUCUGUGCUAGGCGACUCCGCGGGGAGGCGGCGGCGACAGUUGCUUGUCUGUGGAGAAGAGUCCUGCCCCACAGCCUUGCUCCGCCGCCGGGCCCUGCAGGGGCCGAGAAAGCUCGGCACCCGUUCUUCCUCUCGCCCUUUUCGUCAACCGGUUGGAACAGCGUCGGUCCGGGAGGUCUCUGAGCUGAGGCGGCGGUAGCUCCUCCAGCUCCAUCAUGUCCGCGGGCGGAGACUUCGGGAAUCCGCUGAGGAAAUUCAAGCUGGUGUUCCUGGGGGAGCAAAGCGUUGGGAAGACAUCCUUGAUUACCAGAUUCAUGUAUGACAGUUUUGACAACACCUAUCAGGCAACAAUUGGUAUUGACUUUUUAUCAAAAACAAUGUACUUGGAGGAUCGAACAAUCAGGCUGCAGUUGUGGGAUACUGCGGGUCAGGAACGUUUCCGCAGCCUCAUUCCCAGUUACAUCCGUGAUUCUGCUGCAGCCGUAGUAGUUUACGAUAUCACAAAUGUUAACUCAUUCCAGCAAACUACAAAAUGGAUUGAUGAUGUCAGAACAGAAAGAGGAAGUGAUGUUAUCAUCAUGCUAGUAGGAAAUAAAACAGAUCUUGCCGAUAAGAGGCAAGUGUCAAUUGAGGAGGGAGAGAGGAAAGCCAAAGAGCUGAAUGUUAUGUUUAUUGAAACUAGUGCAAAAGCAGGAUACAAUGUAAAGCAGCUCUUCCGACGUGUUGCAGCAGCUUUGCCUGGAAUGGAAAGCACACAGGACAGAAGCAGAGAAGACAUGAUUGACAUAAAACUGGAAAAGCCUCAGGACCAACCAGUCAACGAAGGAGGCUGUUCCUGCUAAUCCCUCUUGGCAUCUUCAGCUUUUCUCCAGAAGCUCAUUGCUUUGGCCCCCUUACUCUUUCAUUGACUGCAGUGUGAAUAUUGGCUUGAACCUUUUCCCUUCAGUAAUAACGUAUUGCAAUUCAUCAUUGCUGCCUGUCUCGUGGAGAUGAUCUAUUAGCUUCACAAGCACAAAAAAGUCAGUGUCUUUAUUAUUUAUAUUUUACAAAAAGUCAGAUGAUUCCAGCAUAUUCCAGUGAUAACUUUAAAAAUUAGAUACAUUUUCUUAACUUUUUUUUCCUUUUUAAUGUUUUGAUAAUGCACUUCAAAAUGAUGGAAAUCUCAACCGUAUGUGGCUUGGUUAAGGAACAGUUGUUCACAGCAGCACUUGCCUACCUACUUGACCUUUCCCUGCUUUUUUCACCUCUGUCUUACCCCUGUCUCUAUUCUUAUUACUCUCCCUCCCUCAGAACAAACAAGAGGUGGCAAAGCAGCAGUCAGACCAAGCCCAUUAGAAUUAUCUUCCCGUUUUAGUGAUACUUGCUCUAGGCCUUGGGUCAAUGUGUCCAAAAUUAUUCUUGAGCACUGAUAUAAAUUAUUUAGACCUUAUUUGAGGUCAAAACUCAACUAUCAUGGUAGGCAGUGCUUGAAGUGUUCUGGUGCAUCUUUAAAAUGAGUCCUAAUGAACAUAGUACUUAUAAGUAAUGAACAAAAGUAUAUUUCUGAUCAAAACAAAUAACCCUUUCACAUGUUAGACUCUGGGAGAGAAAAGUAAAAGUGCUCCAGAACAGGUUUUUAAUAUUUAGUUCUUCUAAUAAACUAUCCCAAGAUUUUAAAAUUGUCAAGAUAGAGAUACCCUGUUUAUUUAAAAACAAAAAAACAAAAAAAACCCCACCUUUUUUUAAGCAAUAGAUUUCUCUCUCUCUCUCUCUCUUUUUUUUAAUGCUAUGCAGGCAAGGCACUGUAGAAAUCAAAUUCCUUUAAGAAGAACCAGUGGAAAAAUUUAAAUUUGCCACCUUGAUCAAAACUACUAUACCCAGUAGAAACAAUGAUAUCUAAUGUGUACCAACAAAAGAAUCCUCAACAAAAUAGCAGAUACUUUGUUCAGGAUGUUUGAGGUCAGAUUGAAAACAGCAAGUUUUCCUAUAAGUCCCUAGAGGCAGAUCUGAAAAAGCAUACAUAGAAGAGGGUAAGGAGAGAAUGGAAAUAAAACUCAAUAUUAUGCAGAUUUAUGCCUUAUUUUUUAGCUUUUUUUAAAUGUUGGGUCUUUCAGGCUGGUUUUGCUUUUUAUUAGAUUUGUAUAGUUUGGUUAAUUAACUAGUAUUUAGUUUUAUAUUUAAAGAGCUACAAUUAAUCUUUUUUCUUUGGUGAUAUUUAUUUCUUUGCCUUUUGAAAACUACUUUUAAUUUUUAGAUGUUUUGUUUAAUCUAUUUAGAGCUUCAUCACCAUGGCAAUAUGUAUUUUCCUUAAAACACCGCAAACAAAUAUACUAGGAGUGCACCAUUUUAAUAUUUACUAGUUAUUGUGAGAUUGCUGUGUAAGUUAAUAAACACAUUUGUAAAUACAUUAUUUGCAGGAAGAAAUUUUCUGAGUUACAGCUCAGGAAAAACCUGCUGAAUUUAUGUUGUAAGCAUUACUUAACACAGUAUAAAGAUGAAAAUACAACAAAAAUAUCUUCAUACUUCUUCAUUCCCUCAUUGCAACAAAACCUUUACUGGGAGAACCUUAUUCCCCUGUCUUUCCUCUUUCUCCUCCACUUCCCAUUUAUUAUCACCUUCUAAUAUUCAGAGAGCACUUGGAUAAUGGGACUGAAUAGCGAAAUGUUUUAAGAUAAUCAUUAGCCCACAUACCAGUAACUUAUACUCAAAGAUGGGAUGGAGUUGUAAAGUGCUUUUAUAUUACAAUAUUAUUGUUAAAGGCAAGGGUUGAUUCUUUUGUUUUAUUUUGACAUGGCAUGUCCUGAAAUAAAUAUCAAUUCAAUAUGGCAAAUGGGUCAUAUUCUUUAUUUGGAAGAAGUUGUGAUUUGUGACAUAGGGGUGAUUGAUUUCCUACACUGUAGCAUUUGAUUUUUUUUUUAUGUAUCUUUAAGACAGUAGUAAUCAGUUAUGUUGCUUUUAAUAUUGGUAUUUUUAUUUAGCUUGGAGUUCUUCAACUGAAGCAGUGAAGAGUCUUCAUAUACCAGAUUUUUUUUUUUUAAUAAAUGAAGUUUUGCUGCCAAAAGUAUAUAAAUAAAACACAAAAGAAAACAAUAUUGACUUGAUUUCCCAGUCCUGCCAAAGUGGAGAAUUAGUCUGUACUCUUUAUUUCCUCUCUAGAACUAUAAAGGGGAAUGUAGAAUCCCAAAACAUAAAACAACCAAAAAAGUGAGAAGCCCCUGGGGAGUCAGAAAACUUUUUAGCUGUUAAAGGUGAAGGAGAGUGGCUGCAGCUUGAAAACAAGGCUCCUGAUGGAGGCAGUAACAGGAUGUAUUAAGAAAAGAAGCCCUGGUUGGUGUGGAUGAGUGGAUUGAGUACCAUCCUGCGAACUGAAAAGUUGCCAGUUCGAUUCCCAUCAGGGCGCAUGCCUGGGUUGCUCGCCAGGUCCCCGGUUGGGGGCGUGCAAGAGGCAAUAGGUAGAUACAGCUCUCGCACAUCAAUGUUUCUCUCUCCCUCCCUUCUGUACUCUUUAAAAAUAAAUGUAAAAAAAAUUUUUUUUAUAUUUUAUUUUUUAGAGAGGUGAAGGAAGUGGGAGGGAAACAUCAAUGUGUGGUUGCCCCUCAUGCAACCACACUGGGGGCCUGGCCUGAAAUCCAGGCAUGUGCCCAGACUGGGAAUCAAACUAACGACCCUUUGGUUUGCAGGCAGCACUUAAUCCACUGAGCCACACCAACCGGGGCUAAAUUUCUUUUUUUAAGUAGUUUUGUGUGCCAGGUCCUUGGGGGCUUGUGUUUCUCUUCCUCUCUUUCUGCGUUCCUUCCCCUCUCUCUAAAAAAUAAAGUCUUAAAAAAGAGAAAAAAGAAAUGUAGUUUAGGCCCUGGCCCUUGUGGCUCAGUUGGAUCGUCGUCAUGACGGAAGGGUUGUGGGUUUGAUCUCUGUUCAGGGCACAUGCUUUGGUUGUAGGUUUGAUCCCUGAUUCUCAGUCUGGGCAUGUAUGGGAGGCAACCAGUGCUUCUCUCUCACAUCCAUGUGUCUCUGUCUCCCUCCCUCUCUCCCUUACUCUCUCUAAAAGCAAUGAAAAUAAUGUCCUCAGGUGAGGAUUAAAAAGAAAAAAAAAAGUAGUUUAAAUUCCACUUUUGCCACCUCACUCCUAACCCACCUAUGCCUUGGUACAAGGACAGUAAACUGCCCUCCCACCAAAUCCAAAUCCAGCCUGCUACCUGUUUUUUAAAAUAAGUUUUAUUGGCUCUAGCCUGUUCGCUCAGUUGGUUGGAGCAUUGUCCCAUACACGAAAAAGGUUGUGGGUUUGAUUCCCAGUGAAGGCACAUACUGAGGCUGUGAGUUCAAUCCUUGGUUGAGGCGUGGACAGAAGGCAACCAAUCGACGUUUCUCACAGCGAUGUUUCUCUAAAUCAACGAAAACAUAUCCUCAGGUGAGGAUUAAAAAUUAAGUUUUAUUGGAACUCAGCCAUACUUUCUCACUACAAAGGCAGAGUUGAAUGGUAGAGUUAUGACAGACCUUAGAGCCUAAGAGUUAGAUAUUUACAAUCUGGCCCUUUAUAGAAAAAGGGCUAGCCCCUGCCUUGGUACAAACCAUAGCUGUCCUCUUGACUAUAGAAAACUGAAGCCACAGGCCAGACUACUGGUGCAGGUGUCCACAGGGGUAAUAUUAGGGCAGUAUAAAAUCCCCGCUAAGUGAGGAGUUGAUGAAGCGACCUGCCUGCCUUCGGCCUUUUAGUACUUUCUACCUUUUCCCUUUUAAAACAUCAGUUAGUGGACUGUAAUCUAGGGAAAGUGCUUCCUAUAAGAACUGCCUCUUCUAAACUGGGUUUAAAGGCUUCUUUCUCUUAGCAUAAUGUUUUCAGUGUUCAUCCAUGUUGUAGCAUGUAUCAGAAUUUCAUUCCUUUUUAUGGCUGAAUAAUAUUCCAUUGUAUGUAUAUAUCACAUUUUGUUUAUCCAUUCAUCUGUUGAUGGACAUUGAUGUUUUUACCUUUUGGCUAUUUUAAGUAAUGCUGCUCUGAACAUUGGUAUACAAGUGUCUGCUUGAGUUACUGGUUUCAGUUCUUUUUUAGUAUAUAUGUAGGAGUGAAAUUACUGAAUUAUAUGAUAAUUCUAUGUUCAACUGUGUUUAACUUUUGAAGACAUGCCAAAUUGCUUUUUACAGCAGCUGCACAACUUUACAUUCCUACGAGCAAUGUAUGAGGGUUCCAGUUUCUCAUCAGUACUUUUUAUGUUCUGAUUUUUUUUAGUAAUAGCCAUCCUAAUGAAAGUGUAGUGGUAUCUUUCUCAUUGUGGUUUUGAUUUUUGCAUUUCCUUAAUGAUUAUUGAUGUUGAAUUUCUUGCUAACUGGCCAUUUGUAUAUCUUUUUUGAAGAAAUGUCUAUUCAAGUCCUCUACCCAUUUUUAAGUUGGGUUGUUUAUUUUGUUGUUGAAUUAUAGCUCUUUACAUAUUUUAGAUAUUAAUCCCUUAAUAGAUAUAUGGAUUUACAAAUAUUUCUUCCCAUUCUGUGGGUUGUCUUUUCACUCUCUUAACAGUGUCCCUUAAUU
This is a messenger RNA of Pteronotus mesoamericanus, 5741 nucleotides long. RefSeq names its product RAB6A, member RAS oncogene family (gene RAB6A). The coding region runs from base 457 to 1083 and encodes 208 amino acids. The transcript has 8 exons. Gene Ontology annotation, biological process: vesicle-mediated transport. Gene Ontology annotation, molecular function: GTPase activity; GTP binding. The record is from RefSeq and is a predicted model, not a curated record. NCBI's taxonomy places the organism in Eukaryota, Metazoa, Chordata, Mammalia, Chiroptera, Mormoopidae.